UACUUCAGCAUUAGAUUAAAUUUGAAAGGUGAUACGUUGUGAAACAUGUCAUAAAAAUUAUAGUUCUAUAAAUCGAGAUCUAUGCAUGAUAGCUUUGAAAUAUGGAUCAGUGGAUGAGCGAUGGUGGUGGAGGGACAUGGAAAUGGAAUUGGACAGAAUUAUGUGGUAGCCGUAGUGGUAUUAGACCGUUGAGUCCAGACACGCAUGAUCUUAAUAUUUGUUUUCAACAGCUUUGUCUUCAGGUUCCAGUUUUAGUCUGUAUUGCAUUAAUAUCUGCAUAUUAUUGUGGGAAAAGAAAUACCUAUUCUAUUCAUCACUCUGGCUCUAAUUAUAUUAUAAAUUUAAGAGCUUUUUUUACAGUGUGCCUUGCAAUCCUUCCAAUAAUUAGAGCAUAUAUUAUUCUCACUAAUACAGUUCUUGCUCCGCAAAGUGUCACAACGUUCAAUGAUGAUUCCGCUAGGCUUGAAUCUACAGUGACACCGUAUCAAAGUUUAGAUAUAUCUACAGAUGCAUCAGAUAUAAUACAUCAGAUAAAAGAUGGAUUUGAUCGUUCCAUUAAUUUUACAAAAUCAAUUUUGUUUCCAAAAGACAUUAUGCAAAGUAUUACUGAGCCUUCUAUUGCUACUUCUACGCAGAAUUAUAAUUCAGUAUUCAAUGAAGUCAAAGAUAACACUACGUCUGCCAAACCUAUUGAUUACCUAGUAGCAGGUACUGAAGGAUUAGCAUGGGUUGUUCAUGUUUGUUUCAUAUUAAGUUUAAAAAAAGGAAGGAAUAUUAAUCCUAGAGGCCCUGUAUUAAUUCGAGCAUUGGUGUUUUUGUUAAUUGUUAUUUCUAUAUUACUGCUGAGGAGUCACAUUAAAUAUGAUGCACAAGAUGAUGUUUUACCCAAUUUGUCAUUGGGAUUCAGUAUCAGUGUAGUUACCCUAUUAAUACUGUAUGCCAUAACACUGAUACCAGGUCAGAGCAGUUUACGAGAUAUGAGAUCAUCUCAGUUUAAUGAAAUAGGAGAACGGACUGCACUGUUGAGUACACCCAAUUCUUCUUAUGUGAGAUUUCCUGAUGAUCAAGACCCAACUUACCUUGGGACUGCUAUGGAGGAAGCUACAAUAACAUCCAAACUGAUAUUUCAUUGGGUAAAUCCAAUGAUGGAAAAAGGUGUUCGCGGCUUAUUAAAUCACUCGGAUGAUUUAUUCGAUUUGCCAGAAUAUAUCAGUACUAACUAUAUUAGCCAGAAGAUCAAUAACCACUUUCAAACUAUGUCGAACUAUGUAGAUAGUAGAACGGAAAACGCUGAAAAUACAAUGUUGGAAACACAUAUACAUGUUAUUAGAAACAAGAUGACUUUAUUCUAUUUGUUACACAAAUGCUUUGGUUGUGAAUUUUAUUUAGUUGGAAUCUUAAAGUUUAUGAGUAACUGUGCUACGUUCACGGGACCACUAUUGUUAAAUAGAUUAAUUGGUUUCAUAGAAGAUAAAGAUGAACCUAUUUUGAAUGGAUAUUUAUAUGCAUCAUUACUGUUUAUUACUUCUUUAAUAGGGGCCUUUUGUAAUACUCAUUUUACAUUUUGGAUGUCUAUUGUUGGUUUAAAAAUUCGUUCUGCAAUCAUAACUUUGUUGUACAGGAAGACCUUGCAUUCUUCAGGUAUUCACUUGAGACAGCAAUUUAAUUUUGGUGAAAUUAUUAAUUUUAUGAGUACUGACUGUGACAGACUUGUUAACAGUUGUUCAAGUUUUCAUGAAUUUUGGAGUAUUCCAUUACAGCUAGUUGUGACACUAUAUUUGCUUCAACAGCAAAUAGGGAUUUCAUUCUUAGCAGGGGUUACUUUUGCAAUAGUGCUUAUACCAAUAAAUAAAGUGAUAGCAAAUUAUAUCGGAAAACUUAGUACAAGGUUAAUGGAACGUAAAGAUCAAAGAGUGAGACUUAUAGGAGAAACGUUACGAGGAAUUACUACGAUUAAAUUAAACGUUUGGGAGGACCACUUUUUACGAAAUAUUUUUAAAUUAAGAGAGAAUGAAAUUAAAUAUUUACGCGGUAGAAAAUAUCUGGAUGCAUUGUGCGUUUAUUUUUGGGCUACAACACCAGUAUUGAUUUCUAUAUUAACAUUUACUACAUAUGUACUGCUUGGGAAUGAACUGGAUGCUAAAACCGUGUUUACUAGUAUGGCAUUAUUGAAUAUGCUAAUAGGUCCAUUGAAUGCAUUUCCAUGGGUUCUAAAUGGUCUUACCGAAGCUUGGGUAUCACUUAAAAGGAUUCAAAAAAUGUUAGAUUUACCAGAUACAGAUAUGUCAUCAUAUUAUUCAGAAACUGUACCUGACCUAGAUUUAAUGCUUCAAAAUGUAACAUUUAAUGUGAACACGCAGUCGUGUACGAAACAAAAUGGUCUUGAGACGCCUGAAAAUGUUUUAACUCCUUCUAGUUCAGAAUCUAAAUCUGUUACGUUUGAGGACAAUAAAAUAUUUACUAUACACGACAUUAAUGUCACAGUUCCAAAGGGUCAUUUAAUUGGUAUUAUGGGAAAAGUAGGUAGCGGAAAAUCGCUACUUUUAGACGGCAUUUUAGGUGAAAUUACUAAAGUUCGCGGUACAAUAUCUAUGAGUGACGUUGAAAAGGGUUUCGCUUAUAUCAAACAAAAUCCUUGGUUACAACGUGGUACCAUCCGAGAUAACAUACUUUUCGGUAAAUCUUACGACUACCACAAAUAUAAGAAUAUUUUGAAAGCCUGUGCGCUGAGUGCCGAUUUAAAUGCUUUACCCAAGAAAGAUUUGACGCCUGUUGGCGAGGCCGGCAACACUUUGAGUGGCGGUCAAAAAACACGAAUUUCUUUAGCACGAGCUGUGUACGCGGACAAAGAUAUUUAUCUACUCGACGAUAUUUUCGCGACAUUAGACUCGAAAGUUGCUACCUACGUAUUUGAGCAUGUGAUCUUAGGGUUAUUAAAAAACAAAACGAGAUUGCUAUGUACUCACCAAACCCAAUAUUUGAUUCAUGCGGAUUUGGUGGUGGAAAUGGCUAGAGGCAGGAUCGUUAAUCAGGGUAAACCUACGGAUAUUUUGCCCGACCUAGAAGACUAUUUAUUAUCUUCAGAGUCUAUAGAAUCAGAUUUGGACAUUAUGUCUGUAAGUGACUUGCCAAAAGAUAUUUAUCAAAGUGACAGGGACGAGAGAGACCCCUUGCUUGAAGAAGAAUUCAGAGAAAAAGGGACUGUGCGUCUUGGCGUAUACAAUUGUUACAUAAAAGCUGUUGGUCGUUAUUUAGCAAUUUCGAUAGCUCUUUCCAUGUUUUUAAUGCAAAGUUCUAAGAAUAUUACCGAUUUGUGGCUGUCUUACUGGGUUACUCAUACCAACACGACAGCGAAUAAUACUACGAACAAAUCACAUACAGUACAUCUACAAUACUUCUUCGACGAGUCUACUCCGAGCACUAGUUACUAUUUAACGAUAUAUACUGUGUUAGUUGUUUUGAACACAGUUUUCACGUUAAUGAGAGCAUUUAUGUUUGCGUAUGGCGGAAUUCAAGCAGCCAUCACUAUACACAAACAACUAUUAAAGACUGUUAUACGGGCUAAAUCCGUGUUUUUUGAAGUUCAACCAUUUGGCAGAAUUUUAAAUAGAUUCUCGUCCGAUACCUACACGAUCGACGACAGUCUUCCUUUUAUAGCCAACAUAUUAUUCGCACAACUCUUUGGUUUGCUUGCAUCAGUUAUUGUCACAACGUACGGAUUACCGUGGAUACUUUUAGUACUAGCUCCGCUGGUACCAAUUUAUCAUUGGAUACAAAAUCACUACAGGCUGACUUCAAGAGAAUUGAAGCGCUUAUCUAGUACCGCUCUUUCACCGUUAUACGCACACUUCAACGAAACUUUGCACGGAUUAUCGACCAUCAGAGCUUUUCGUACUGUGCCUCGUUUCAAGCAAGAAAACGAACUUCUGCUGGAAGUCAGUCAAAAAACGCAAUUUGCAUCAUUCGCCGUCAGCCAAUGGCUUGCAUUAAGGUUGCAACUCAUUGGAGUGGCACUUUUAGCUGGAGUGAGCACCAUAGCAAUUUUACAGCAUCAGUAUGACAUAGCUGAUCCUGGCUUGAUAGGUCUUGUCGUUACUUAUACGUUAUCCAUAACUGGUUUAUUGUCCGGCGUGGUGAACGCGUUUACCGAGACAGAAAGGGAAAUGAUCGCCGUCGAACGCGUGAAGCAAUAUUUAGAGAACGUUCCAGUGGAAACUAUAAAAGGAGAUAAUCCACCGUAUGCUUGGCCAAGUCAGGGAGUAGUUGAGUUCAAAGACGUCGUUUUAAAAUACAGGGAACAUUUGGUGCCAUCUCUGAACGGCGUAUCGUUCGUCACGCGACCAGCAGAGAAGAUUGGAAUCGUUGGGCGUACAGGUGCUGGAAAAAGUUCGCUCUUCGCUUCGUUAUUUAGACUGAUUGAAGUGACUACCGGAAGUAUACUCAUCGAUAAUGUUAAUAUUCAAACUCUGCAGCUGAACGCGUUGAGAUCACGGUUAGCCAUUAUCCCCCAAAAUCCGUUCCUCUUUUCGGGAACAAUUAGGGAAAAUCUUGAUCCUUUAAAUCAGUAUGCAGAUUUGCACAUAUACAGAGCGCUGGAGAAGUGUAAAGUACACACGUUAGUAUAUCGGCUGGGGGGACUUGGAGCUACUUUGGACGAAAGUGGUAGCAAUCUUAGCGCAGGACAGAGGCAAUUGUUUUGCCUGGUUAGAGCUGUUUUACAUAAUGCCAAGAUUGUUUGUAUCGACGAAGCUACGGCCAACGUCGAUCAAGAAACAGACAAAUUUAUUCAGACGACGAUAAAGUCUUCCUUCCAGAGCGCCACGGUUCUCACUAUAGCGCAUAGAAUAAGGACGAUCAUGCACUGUGAUAGAAUUCUCGUAAUGGGAGACGGUGAGGUUCUAGAGUUCGACGAACCUAACUUGUUGAUCCAAAACACCGAUUCCUACUUUUAUCAAUUAGCGUGUCAAGAAUUUACGAAUACGGAAUAAUUUCAUAGUAUAAGGAAACUACAUUAUAAAUCAUGAUUAUUUUCAUAUGAAACUAGAACUGUAUUUUAAUAAGAAUAUAAAUAACGCGAUCAUUUGCUAAAGAUUUUAUGUGAUUCAAGUCCUAAACUAUUAGUAAUUUAUUUUACAGUUAAGUUAUAGUGUACUGAUCAACGCUACCUCUAUGUAAGGUCUCUAUGUCGGUAAUACACGUAAUAAUUCGUCGAAA
Megachile rotundata (alfalfa leafcutting bee) is the source of this 5214-nucleotide messenger RNA. Its product is annotated as ATP-binding cassette sub-family C member 10. Lineage: Eukaryota; Metazoa; Arthropoda; Insecta; Hymenoptera; Megachilidae. Gene Ontology annotation, molecular function: ABC-type transporter activity; ATP binding; ATP hydrolysis activity. Gene Ontology annotation, biological process: transmembrane transport. The record is from RefSeq and is a predicted model, not a curated record. Gene Ontology annotation, cellular component: membrane.